Messenger RNA from Gambusia affinis (western mosquitofish), 1858 nucleotides. RefSeq names its product v-fos FBJ murine osteosarcoma viral oncogene homolog Aa (gene fosaa). The record is from RefSeq and is a predicted model, not a curated record. Gene Ontology annotation, cellular component: nucleus. NCBI's taxonomy places the organism in Eukaryota, Metazoa, Chordata, Actinopteri, Cyprinodontiformes, Poeciliidae. The transcript has 4 exons. Gene Ontology annotation, biological process: regulation of transcription by RNA polymerase II. The coding region runs from base 38 to 1183 and encodes 381 amino acids. Gene Ontology annotation, molecular function: RNA polymerase II cis-regulatory region sequence-specific DNA binding; DNA-binding transcription factor activity, RNA polymerase II-specific.
ACUCGUGUUGUGUUUUAUUCUUUGUUUAUUCACUCUGAUGUAUAAAAACAACCAGACGGCUGAUAUGGAUGCAGUCUCUCCAACCUUGCGGACAGAGUCUCCUGUCGGGACGCUCUGCCAGAAGACGCCAGAAGAGGCGAGCUCUCCAGCGUCUUCCUCGGAGAGCGGAGCCAAGGAGGUCAGCCAGGAUAUAAGUGCUCAGGACAAUCCAUUUGUUCCAACAGUUACAGCAAUAUCCUCCACCCCAGAUUUCCAGUGGAUGGUCCAGCCUACGAUUAUUCCAUCUGUCUCCCCAUCUCUGGGCAGCAAGCAAGCCAAUGAACCACAAAGCUCUCACCAGGCAACACCCAAAGCAGGCGGGAGCAAGGGGAAAAAUGCUGCCAGAAAGGGGAAAACAGAGCAGUUGUCUCCAGAGGAGGAGGAGAAGAAGCGGAUAAGACGGGAGAGGAAUAAAAUGGCUGCAGCAAAGUGUCGCAACAGACGGAGGGAGCUCACAGAUACGCUGCAAGCUGAGACUGACAAGCUGGAGGAGGAAAAAGCAGCCCUGGAGAUGGAAAUAGCUAACCUGCUCAAAGAGAAAGAGCGCCUUGAGUUUAUCCUCGCCACACAUAAAUCAGUAUGCCAGAUCCCAGAUGAGCUGGAGUCCAUUUUACAGGCUUCGGUGAAUUCCCCAGAGCUGCCUCCCAGUCCAGAUGAGGACAGGCUUCAGGAUGAAGGCAUCCAGGAAGCUCCUUCACUCCAAGACAUGGACAUCCCCAGUGAUCCAUCCACAGCCAUCUCUGGGAACUCCAAUAUCUUGCUGUGCGCCAACGCUGAAAUCAACAUCUCCGAUCUGGAGCCCUCCCUGGACAUUAAGGAGGGGCUACUAGACAAUAUCCUACCCAGUCUGGAGGACAGAAUCCCCAUGGAGACUGCUCGAUCAGUGCCAGACAUAGAUCUGAGCAGCUCCCUCGGCGUCUCGGACUGGGAGACCCUGUAUAAAUCUGUCUCCUGUGACCUGGAGCCUCUCAGCACUCCGGUGGUGACCUCCACCCCCACCUGCAGCAGCUACCUGUCUGUCUUCACGUUUGCGUGUCCCGAGCUGGACUCUCUGACGGAGGAGGAACUGGACGGCCUUAAAGAUGGUCUGAGUAAGGCUGAAUCCGUUGAUAUUCUGAACUCACCAACGCUUCUCGCCUUAUAAUCCACAGAGAGAGGGACGAGAUCUGCCUGAUCUCUGUUUUUUAUUUAUUUAUUGAUUUUUUUUUUUUUGGUUUGCAGGUACCUGACUUUAAAAUGAAAUCAACAACAUAUGCCCAGAUAUGCUGUAACUGUUCAAGGAAUACCUAAAUGAAUUGUCUUGUGUUUGACUGAGUAUGCAUAUAAACUUUGUCCUGAUACUUAGCCAACAGAGUGAUGUAGCUAAAAGCAUGGCUGUUAAUUCAACAAGAGGGACUGUCGAUUUGGUUUUAAAAACGCAUGCAGAGAAAAUCCAAAUAAUUUUCAAAGCUUAUUUAAAGGUAUUCAUGAUCUGUUAAUAGAUCUAAAGUGUACUGUGCAAUUUGAUGUAUCUGUAUGGUGUUUUUUGUGCCAAAAGUGUAAAGUUCGCUGUAUACAUUUACAUAUUCAUCCACACCUCAAUAUCAUCAGCUGUGCUUUGACCUCAUUGUUGAAAUGUUGAAAGUUUUCCAUGAAAACAUCCAGUGCUAUACACUAUAUAUAUUAAUAUAUAUAUAUUAUAUCUAUUGAGAUGUAACUUUUAUUUAUUUUUUUACCUUUCAGAUUUUGACUUAUUGUCAACAUUUAAGGAAAAAAAGAGAGCAUUGAUUGCUUAUCUAUGCUGCUGACUAACAAUAAUAAAUUUAUGUUCCCAAUGGUG